Bombus impatiens (common eastern bumble bee) is the source of this 2233-nucleotide messenger RNA. RefSeq lists its product as uncharacterized. Lineage: Eukaryota; Metazoa; Arthropoda; Insecta; Hymenoptera; Apidae. The transcript is spliced from 3 exons. The record is from RefSeq and is a predicted model, not a curated record. The coding region runs from base 562 to 1074 and encodes 170 amino acids.
UUAAACGUAUAAUUUUUAUACUUUUAUUUCCUAAACAAAAAAAAGAUAAUUCCAGAUUUUUUGCCGAAGACGUUUGCGUUUGAAAUCGUUCUAAUUUAAGUUCAAUUAUUAUAUACAUAAUCACUGUUAAAUGUGCGAAAAUCAAUCACUAUGACAUAUAGUUUGUAAUAAAUAUGUAUACGUCCAAGAAGUAAUUUAAAGAUGUCGGAGUUAAGCGAUUGUUGUUAAACAAUAACAGAAUGAAAUAGAGCAAAGAACAGUGAAUUAUUAAUUGCGUAAAAUGUCCUGUUUACGUUGAAAUACAUAUUUGUAAAACGUCAGAAUGUCAGUUUAAUCAUACGUGGCUAUAUACAUAUAUCGAUUGUUUCGAUAGGGGUCAGUAGUGAAUAGUCGUGUUUCACCUGCCAGCCUGACGUAUUGUCGUUUCUUCUACUUUCGACUCGCGUUACAAAUACAUUUAACUUUCCGCCUUUUUUUAUAUAAAAAGUUUUCCUACUUGGACAUGGUUGCAUCGUUGUUUCUUUAAAGAAAAGAUUUUGCUAAAACUAAUAAAUUAUCGGUAUGAAGCACCAGCAGAUCUCGGUCGAUUUUAUAAGCAUGGUGUACACCGCUUGUUCGUACUUGGCUCUCGCUGGAGUCGUUUGGAUAUUCUUACGACUCAUCCAGGCGUGCUUUUGGUUACCACGCCAUCUGAAAAGACAAAAUAAUGUCCAACGAAUGCUGCAAGACAAGAUGGAGGGCUAUGAGAAGUACAUAUUGGAGUGCGAAAGAAGAGAAAAGAUUGAACAAGAAAUGCAAGGCGGGGAUGCCAAGUGUGAUCCUGAGCAAGCGGAGAAAUGGAAAGAACGAAGAGAAUGUCUGGAAAUGUUGAAGAGGGAAUUAAGUAAGAUUCGCGAUGGCGGUGACGAUUCGCAAGACUGGGACUAUCUUCUGGAAGAUGAUGAAAAGAAGGAAGCUAGUAUCACAGAAAUUCAAGAUGACGAAAUUUCUAAAGAUGGACCUAAUGGUAAAAUAAACGCAAGCACGAACGUGAUCAAACAAGUAGCCGAUUCGCAGGAGAAAAAGGACAAAUAAUUAUGUUUCACAUCAUCUCUGUAAGAACGCAACGGCAUUUAUGAUAACAGAUUGAAGAUGUUUAAAAUCUUUUUAGUUCGUAAAAAUCGUAGAUAAAAUCGUACGAUGAAACAUUUGAAGAAUUCGAUUCGAAGUAUUUAAAAAAUAUGCAACGAGAUAAAUGUGUGUUCAUUUCAAAACAAACAGAAGAAAUAGUAAUUAUUAAUUUUGUGACAAAAUUUUUAACAAUUUUUAAUAUCAUAAAUAGUUUUAACCUUAAUACGUUUCGUUCACAUAUUCACCUACGAGGCACAAGAAUUUAGUAAUUAAUACGUAUUAAGUGUUUGAUUCUACCUAUAUUUAAUUAUAUUUGCAAUGAUAUACGAGUGAAUGCAUUUUAUUGUACGUAGCUAAAUAUACAAUUUUUACGAAAAAUUACCCGUUGACACGAAAAUGUAAAAUAAGUGCAUAUACAUUAGAAACACAAUUCAAAAUUAAAGUUCAAUCUAUUACAUACACGUGCCUCUUUAAAAUUACAAUAUAAUCAAGGGAUAUAUAGAGUUUUGCAAUUAUUAGCCUACAAUAAUUUAAAGAAUUCAAAUUAGUUUAUAAUAUGAUAAAAUUGUUAUAUUAUAAUAUAGAAGAUGUAUUAUGAUAUUAAUAAUUUUAAUAUAUUUUUGUUAUAUUUAUUGUUAUUAUUAUUUAGUGCUGUAUACGUAUUGAGACUUUAAAGAAGUGCCCUUAUAAAAAUAGAAUAGGUAUAUUCUUAAAGAUGACUGAAACACAUACACGAAAAACAAAUGAAAUUAAGAUAUUUAAAAAAUCGAAUUUAUAAUAUCUAACAGAGUUAAUUUAUCGAAAUAUUACAUAUGGAAAGAACAAUUAUGAUAUUUUUGUACUGGAUUUUUAUCAAACAUAAUGUAAAGUGUAAACUUUAUAGUAUUUAUAACAAAUAUUUAAAGUUACCAAUUCUAACCAGGAAAAUGAAUUGAACUGAAUAUAAUAAUAUAUAAACUAAGUGUGAUUUCGUAUGCAACUAAUGCACCGUAUUUUUUACAUGCAUGUAUAUCAACAAAGUCCUAUUUAUUCUUCAGACGUGUUAUACAUCUAUGUACGUAUCUUUGUAUCGUUUGAAUUACAAAAGUAAAAACACCAAAUAUACUUAAUAUUAAUCUUGAAA